GCCAUGGGUCCACCACCACAGCGCACAGCUCUCCACAGGGCCUGGGUGUCCGUGAGACUGGCCUCUGGGUACCGCAGUGAUGGGCAUGCCAGCAACUCCUGCACCUAUCACUACAUCAGACACCAUCUUUGAGCUGGGGUUUGAGAAAACUGUGAAGAAGCAGAACAAAGAGCAAGUGCCUCCAGCCCCUGCCCCUGAGCAGCAUCACAAAAAACAGAACAUGGGGAAAAAUGCUAAAAAGUCAACUGCAGUCGAUGCAGGACUCAAGCACGGCAAAUCCCGAACGCUGGAGGAUGCACUGAAAGCUCUUGAUUUGACAGAACUUCAGAAGGAGCUGGAUAAAAGUCAGACCGUGUUUCCUGAGAACCCAUCUGUGUGGGUUAAAGACCUGGCUGGAUAUCUAAACUACAAGCUGCAGACCCCUCGGAGUGACCCCACGCUCAGCCAGCAUACUCCUGAUUACCCCUACAGUCUCGUGAACAAGGAGCUGAGAAGCAUCAUCAAGUCCCUGCUAGUGAAAGCCUCCAGCGUGCUGGAGCUCUUCUUCGAUCACUGUAUUUAUACGAUGUUGCAAGAGCUGGACAAAACUCCUGGGGAGUCGCUGCAUGGAUACCGGAUCUGCAUACAGGCAGUGGUGUUGGACAAGCCUAAAAUGGCAACAGUGAAUCUGGGCAAGUACUUAGAGCUGUUACGGUCCCAUCAGAACAGGCCAAUGAAAUGCCUCACAAUCAUGUGGGCUCUGGGACAAGCUGGAUUCACAGACCUCACUGAAGGACUGAAAGUGUGGCUUGGCAUUAUGCUUCCAGUGCUGGGGAUCAAGUCCCUCUCCCCGUAUGCGAUUGCCUACUUGGACCGGCUGCUGAUGACGCACGCUAACCUGACCAAAGGCUUUGGCAUGAUUGGACCAAAGGACUUUUUCCCACUCUUGGACUUUGCCUUUAUGCCCAACAACUCCUUAUCACCCAGCCUGCAGGAGCAGUUACGCCAGUUGUACCCCAGGCUGAAAGUGCUGGCGUUUGGCGCUAAACCUGAGACCACGCUGCACACCUACUUCCCCUCCUUCCUGUCCAGAGCCACUCCAAACUGUCCUGCCGACAUGAGAAAUGAGCUCCUGAUCUGCCUGAGCGAGUGCCUGAGCAUGGACGCCCUGAGCUUCAGCGUCUGGCGGCAGCUGUACACGAAACACCUCUCCCAGUCCAGCUUGCUCCUGAACCAUCUGUUGGAGUCUUGGGACAGCACCACCAGAAAAGUGCGAAAAUCUCUCCAGGAAACCGUUCGUUCGUUCAAAGUGACUAACGAAGAACUUGCUGUGAAAGGACCAAACAGCCUCCAGGAUCUAGCAGCCUGCCACGCCACCUGCAAGAACCUGCUGCAUAAGAUGAAAGGCCGUGGCUUUCCCUGGGUUCGACUGCUGCUUGUGGUUCUGGUGUUCGCUGCCGGCUUCCUGGUGCAUGAUAUCAGGACACAGGGGUCUUUUCAAGCUUCUUCUGCUCACAUCCUUCGCUCCUCGGGCAUCCUGUCGGUCUCCCAACAAGCCUGGAAUAAAGUGUCCCGUUACUCCCUGGAAGGAUACAGCUGGUUGGAGAGGAACGUCCCUGUUUACUAUUCCCAAGUGCUGACGGUGUUGGGACCAAACCUGAAACUGGUUUGGACAAAGACCAAUGAGACUGCAGUUUACGUCUCUGGGAAAUGUUCCUCUCAGAUCUCUUGGGUCAAAGACAACCUGCCCUGGUUCACUGAGUGGCUCCAGGCCCGGGUCCCGGACUUCGUGCUGCAUGUUGCUGAAUGCAUCAAGGAGCUGUUACUCUUCCUCCUGCAGAGCUGCCUGCUGCCAGCGCUGGAAUCCAUCGGCACAGCCCUCGAGCGGGGAUGGGAGCUCUGUGUGGACGCUUGCAAUGGAGAAGUGUCCUGGGACUGCAUGAGAAACCAUCUGACAAGCUUUACCUAUUCCUCCUGGAUAUACCUGCAAAACACAACGCUAGCCAUCAAGAACUGGGCCUUGGCCAUGAUUUCUGGACACUAGUCUGGCUCUCUGGAGCACUGGGGACGACGUUCACGUCAUUAAUCUCCUCUUGUAUAGUGACGAAGGACGGUGCUGACUGUGUUUUCAGUGUAGCCUGCGUUGAGGGGUUGGAGCAGGUGUCUGCGCAGGCUGAGACGCAGGGGUAGCUGGGGAGGUUUUCCCUGAGGCGACAUGUCCAAGCUUUAUGCACCCUGUGAUUUAGUUUUGGUUAUUCAUGUCCAGCUCCCCCACCCCCAUCUGUAACUCUGGCAGCUCACCUGCCAGACUGUGCCUCUCCACCUGGGCCCGGCCCUGUAACACACCCUGAGCUUUGCUGUCUUAACGGUGACGUUACCGGAAGAGCAGCCCCUGAAAGGUGUGCACACUGCAGCACACAGACAUCUGUGGCUGCCUGCCCAGGCUAGCCUAGCGCCUCAGCCCUCCCCGCUCAGUUCAUGUGGCUUUGGACCAUCCACUGGGAUGUUUCUAUCCCAGAUGAGUUGACAGGACAGAUGCAUUCAGUUUAAUUUAGUGCAUGAUCUUCUGUUCCUCUUUGAAGGUGUGUCUGGUGUUGAGGUGCCGUGGUGGCAGCCCACGAGCUCUCUUCCCCUUUGACUCCCCCGGCCCCAACCGCUGUCACAUAGUUUGCUGACUCUCGCCACGCAGCCUCAGGUCACCUACUGUGCUCUGAUCCAUUGCCCUGCCCAGGGGGCAGCCGCCAGGGCGAACCUGCAUUGACAAAGUGUCGGUUGUUCCCAGCAGCCCCCCCAGACUCUAACAGCUGAGGGGAUGUGCUGGCGGCUUUCCAAAGAGCUGCACCAUAGAACAGAGCCACUCUCCCCUCCAGUGAACGUGGCAGCGAGGGCCUUGGGGACUACAGCUCCCAGCAGGCAUCACUCUGCUUGGCCAUUGGGAUCAGGAGGGAGUGCUGCAUGCUGGGCCCUGGCGCCCCAAGCCACACCUCCUGUUGGAGGCGGGUGGCCCACUGCCAUAGAACCUCUCCAGUUACCCAAACGGGGGAGUGGAGAGGGGCCAAACCCAGCUCCCGUGGGAUGCCUUACCAAGGGUGCUGCCGGCUGCAGGACAGGCUCAGUGACGUCGGGCUUUGGCAGCCAUGCCCUGAAGCCCGGGGGAAGGAAAUAGGACGGGGUCAGGCUCCAAUUCAGGAGGGGGGCGAGGGGAGCGUUUCAUUCAUGUCACUUGUUCCUUGUGCCUGUAGGGGAGCCUGUCUCCGUAUCCACUUCCCCUCUUGUCAGUGUCUAAAACAGGCCCGAGGCGUGGCGGUGGCCAGGCGCCCACUGUCCUGGCACUGGGGGGGGGAGGAGCUGUUCUCUCCUCACCCAGCUGGACGAGGUGAAGGCUGCUCUCUUGCCCGGGAUAAGACCUAACCCCCGAGCCGACUCUACCCCAGCUUGCAAAGGCAGGAGCAGUGCGUACGGCUGCAGGAGCAGGAGUGUAAUAGUGUCAGACUGCAGCGCCUCCUGGCAGCUGGGAGGAGAGGUCUGGAGCGGGUCUCAUUCCACGCUCCCCAUGGCCAUCUCCUGCCCCCAGCCCUUGCUGGUGCUAGGAGAUUCUCAGUCCUAGACUGCAGCAGUGAUCCGCCUUCCCUCGCCUGGCUCCGGGUUCAAGGGAACAGCCUGCUCUUUAACCUCCUGUUCUCUGUGCCCAGUGACAAGCCCUCUGUGAAAUGAGCUGGUUGGGUCUGAGCCAGCCUGUGUGCUACUGGGCCAGUCUCCAUCUCCAUCCUGGCCAGAAGCAGCAGUGAGCCCGCUGCCUGGCGGUCUCCCUUAGACACUGGGGAUGGGGUGAGGCUCUCUAGCAGCCUGGCUCCAUCCACUAGCACAGCCUAGCCGGGAGAAGACUCACAGCAGGGUGACAUGGGGCAGGGAGAUGCUCAGGCACGUCUGUAAAAGCCAUAUUAACCGAGCUGAGCCCUGGUGGGGAGCAGUGGAGGCUGCUUGGUGAACCCACUGUUUAGUCUGAGCAAUAUUGUCCCCCGAAGGAUCAGACAGCCCACUGCAGUCCUGCUGCCCUGGUAGGCUAAGAAAGCCCAUCUCCUUCCCUGCCUCCUUGGCCUAGGGACUCUGCAGCCUGCUAGGGAGUUUUCCCAACACCCCAAACCCUCUGUCGCUGGAGACAGGGCGUGCAGGGUGCCACUGUGAGGAUGAGAUGGGUGUGGCAGGGGCCUCGCUUCUCCAUGCUUGUAUGUCUCGUUGAGGUGUGCUCAUGCCUGGGGUGUGCCCUCCUGUGCAUGCCCUGCCGGCCUGGAGCCUCACCUGUGUCCAAGGUCCCUGUGACGGGCCCAGAAGGAGAAUCUCCCAGCUGCCUGUGUUCCUGUCCGCUCACGCAAUUCCAAAGGUUGCAGGACCCAAAUAAUUGAAAUUGUAUACGACUCUUCUCAAAUGAAAUAAAGGAAACUCGAUUUGA
Molecule: messenger RNA, 4429 nt
Organism: Terrapene triunguis (Three-toed box turtle)
Lineage: Eukaryota; Metazoa; Chordata; Testudines; Emydidae
Gene: TMEM214
Product: transmembrane protein 214
Exons: 17
Coding region: 80-2023 (647 amino acids)
Cellular component (GO): endoplasmic reticulum; Golgi apparatus
Source: RefSeq, a predicted model, not a curated record